GCAGCAUGUAGGUGUAAAUGCUUCAUGACUGGCUGUGGUAAUACACACACAGACAAGAAGGAUAUAGACACAACGGGCACAAAGUCACAACUGUUUUAUUGGACAUGACGAAAUGCACUUUUAUUGUCUUCAUGAAACACACACAUUUCCGGCAGCAGACACGAAUAACUAUGAAAAAAAAAAAACUAGAUAAACAUAUUCAACAGUCCUAUGUCAUCUAAACAAAACAAAGCAAUGCAUUCAAAGCACUGUUUUCAUAUUGCUGCAGAUGCCUGCGCAAGCUCACGCUGCUCCUUCUGAGGAGCAGGACUCGGGCAGUGAGCAGCAAGGUUUUCACGACAGAAGUGGUGAAUGCCAGAAGCAGCAUGAGCAAGAGGAAAAUGCAACUCUGGCUGCUGCGGAUGCCAUCUUGCAUCUUUGCCACGUUACACUGGCCCCACCUAUUCCUGCAGAAGCUUGCGCUGCCUCUGCUGAGGAGCAGGACACAGGCACUGACAUGCAAGACUUCAAUGACACAAGUGGUGAACGCCAGAAGCAUCAUGUGCAAACACGUGACCAGUGGACACAGUGGGAAGCCAACCCGUAUGACGACCACACAUAUGUCCAGUAUCUGCCCAUUGGAUUCAGGGGAAAAUCAUUUGCUGAGUCUUUAACUGGAGAUGAUAUCACAUUUUAUACUGGCGUAUCCCAGAUAGUGUUUCAAAAGCUUGUGAAAGCGGUGUCUGCUUUGGCAAAGAAGCCAAGUGCCCUAACACGUGCUGACCAAUUAAUAAUGUGUCUAAUGAGGCUUCGCCUUGGGCUGCUGCAUGGACACCUUGCACGAAUUUUCAAGGUGUCUGUGUCGACUGUCAGCAACAACGUUUUAUACAUGCUGGAUUUGCUCAGCAAAAUCAUGAAGAACGUUGUUAUAUGGCUGCCGAAAUCGUGCAUACAGAACAGCAUGCCGCAGUCCUUUGUGGAAAACAAGCAUGAUGACACAACAUGCAUCUUGGAUUGUACUGAAGUGUUUCUGCAGCGUCCAAAAAAGCUGAUGGCAAGGGCACAAACAUACAGCAGUUACAAAGCUCACAAUACUGUAAAGUUCCUUGUAGCAAUUGCCCCAAACGGGUUCAUUAUGUUCGUGUCCAAAGCUUACGGAGGGCGUGCCUCGGACAAAUUCAUAACAAAUGACAGUGGCAUCAGUCACUACCUUGGACAUGGUGAUGUUGUGAUGGCGGACCGAGGCUUCGCGCUCACAGAUGAGAUGCAAAUUCAAGGUGUACGACUGAACACACCAGCAUUCACUAAAGGAAAACCUCAGCUGACCAACAAGGAAGUGACAAGUACAAGAAGAAUAGCAUCAGUACGCAUACAUGUUGAGCGUGCCAUUAACCGCUUAAAAACUUAUAGAAUAUUCAAGCAAGCCCUGCCCAUACGAUCCAAGAAAACCAUCAGUAAGAUGGUAUUUGUAUGCGCAGGACUCUGCAACUUCAAGUCAGACCUGAUCAAGAAGCCAGGUGUCUAAGAAAAUAAAUAGACUU
Molecule: messenger RNA, 1520 nt
Organism: Dermacentor silvarum
Lineage: Eukaryota; Metazoa; Arthropoda; Arachnida; Ixodida; Ixodidae
Exons: 5
Coding region: 269-1504 (411 amino acids)
Source: RefSeq, a predicted model, not a curated record